AUGACAAUGGUGAUGAUAAUAGAAUCUGCAGAGUUUAUGGAAGGUAGCUUUGGGAUUGAAAGAGGCCAACCAGAACAAGAUGAUUCUUCUGAAUCUAAACGGAAAGAAUCAUCCGGAGAAACAAUGAAGUUUGUAGUGAAGAGUGAUGACUCCAAAGAACCUGAAGGAUCUGAAGAAUCUAAGACAGAAUCAACAGAACCCCUUGAAAGUGAAAAAAAAUCUGUAUCACAAUAUGAACACCUGAAAAGUAUGGCAUCUGAACUAGGAGUCACGAUGCCUGAGUAUCCUGAAGAUGGUUUUCCAGAUGCAGUAGAAAUAGAACCACUUAGAAACAAGCUCACCCAGUUCCAGAAUAACUGGCAAAAAUUAGAACAACAUAUUACAGAAUCCCUUUUGGUCCAGAGUACUGAAUUGGAGAUUGAUGGGCAGACUCCAGAAAUGCUGCUUAAUAAGACUGUGCAAGCUAUGCAAC
Molecule: messenger RNA, 472 nt
Organism: Thamnophis sirtalis
Lineage: Eukaryota; Metazoa; Chordata; Lepidosauria; Squamata; Natricidae
Source: RefSeq, a predicted model, not a curated record